AUGUACACAGAUCCGAACUUUGAGGAUACACCUGUCUAUGACCAUAGUUCUGUUCUUGAAAAGUGUUACCAGCUGAAGCAUGAUAAUGAGUCACUAAAAGAAGAGAACGUUAAGUUGCAAUAUCAGUUGGAGUCAGCAGAAGAAACUAUAAAAAAGUCAUCAACACAGCUUAUUAUCUUGGGCCAAAAACUAAGCAGUCUUUCAGAUGCUGCAGAAGAAAGGGAUAAGUUGCUAGAAUUUCUGGAGAAAGAAAAGGCAUCUAGGAGUGUUCUACAAACUUUGCUUGAAGAGCAGAAAUGUCGUAAUGUUCAGUUAGAGGCUCAGUCAGUGGUGGCUGAAGAGAAGGAAAUUAUGCUCAAUGAUAAGAUAUUUAAACUAGAGAAGCAACUUAAAGAAAAAGAGCAACAGUUCAAAGAGCUCAUUCAGAUAGUUUACGAUUAUGAGUACUUGCUAGAGGAGAAGCAAAAUCAGGUUGCACAGAAAUCUCAGGAAUUGGUUUUGAUUAAAGAUGAACUCUGUCAGUUAAGGACGAAGAUAAAAGAUGCUGAUGAAAAUAUCACUUCUGUACAAAUGUCUAACUCCAAUGUUGAUCAAACUGAGGAAAAUGUCCUACCUCAUUUUAUAGAUGAAAGGUCAAGUUCACCUCAAACUGGACUGACUAUUGAAUAUAGUGGCUUAAAAUCUCCAGCCAUUCAGUCGCACUAUGAACCUCCAUUCAUCAGAAUUCAAUCUCCAGCUGUAUCAGUUCAUCAGAAAAGUUUGGCUGACGAGCUUUAUGAAGCAGAUGUUGAUUCCAGAGGAGUUCAGACAACUUCAUUCAAAUGUGGUGUAGAUUUGUUUGGAAAAUGUGUACAGUGUAGAAGCUGCCUUUCCUUCCGUAAAGACAAUGAAAUUGAACUUCAAAAUAAUCUGUUAAUUCAACUUCGAGCAUUUAAAAACAAAAUGAAAUGUAAAAGGGAUUGGUCAGAUCAGUUCAGCAGUUACUUGUUGCACUAUGGGAAGACAGGUAUGAGUUGUCUGCACUGGUCCACGGAAGACAUAAAUGACGUUACAUCUGGAUCUAAGAAACAUUUUGGGUUGAUAAUACAGCAAUGCUGGGAAAUUCUACUGUUGGCAAGAAUAUAUUUCGAAAAACCACCAAUGCCUUUGAAUAAAGUCCUCAUGAACAUUUGGAAACAGUUCCCCAAGACAGUCAUCAGUGGUCAAGCUCUGCCGAACAGAUCAUGGUCAUCACCAACUAUAUAUGCAUCAGUCAACAACAGUUGCAGGCGAAGGAAUACAAGUGACAAAACAAUACAGACCGGCAAUGGUGAUGAUGCUAUUCAGCGGAUCGAUCCAAGAGUUACAGCAAAAGAUCAUAUUAGCUGUCCAAAUGAGAAACUGUACAAUGAAAAACCAACAAAUGAAAAAUUUCAGAACGGAUUUACUAUUUCAUUCGAGGAACUAAUGAACUCCUUAAAAGCUGACCAAGAGAAUUCAGUUUUUGAUAUAAAUAUAAGGACACUAGCUAAUAUACGCUCUGAAAUCUCACUAGCUCAUGAAGUUUUAACACUCAAGAAAGAACCUUUACAAAAAGUGAACGUAAGAAACAUCCAGUGUAUGCUACCAAAAGAGGAGAAUCCUGAACACCGAGGAAAUACCUAUUAUCAGAAAGGAUCAUUCAUUUCCGAUCACGCAUUGAAAGAAGAUUUAUCUCAAAAUGUAUUAACGCUGAACAAAAUUAUAUUCUUUGUCAACCUUCUGUUAAGCAGUCAAUAUAAGAGUGAUUCUGCAACUGAGAGACACGCUUAUCUUAUAAAACUGUUAAAAUAUCUGGAGACUCAAAUAUAUUGGUCAAGUGAAAGACUCACUCACAUUAGUUAUCUUAAAACAAAAAAGGAGCUAAUUAACAACUCAAUAAGAAAUAUCAAUGAAAGGACAUUCACUGAUACGGUUAGUAGCAUAGCAUGCUUUGUCAAUACAAGUAACUCCGAGAACGGAAUUACAUCAGUGUCAUCUCAUUCAAAUGUAAAUAAAGAUGCAUUGAAGCUGAACUCACAGAUAUAUUUUAAAAGAUACCUAAUCACUCUAAGGAACAGUGCGAAAAAACUAGAGGUUGUAUGGUCAUCACACUGCUCAUUUUUCCUUAAAAACCUGGUAGAUAAUACAAAAAGUGUCUUCUCUUAUCCUCGAAUAUUUUACGCCGAUGAUAUCACUUGGAAAAUGUUUAUGGUUUUGUGUCUAUUGGGGAUUUUUUGCUGCGCUAUGCUUUAUGUCAUGAAAUAUGGAUUCACUUUAUCUUCUGAAGUUGCGGAGAAUCAUACUUUAGUUUCAAAAUUUUAUUCAUGUUUAAAACAUGUGUUAGUAGUGGCACGCAAAACACGUACCAAUUUAUACUCAAAACUUUUUGAUGUAACCUUAAAUCUUGAAUAUUCAUCUGGUUCUCCGCCCAUAUAA
Molecule: messenger RNA, 2436 nt
Organism: Heterobilharzia americana
Lineage: Eukaryota; Metazoa; Platyhelminthes; Trematoda; Strigeidida; Schistosomatidae
Source: the annotation of a GenBank genome assembly